Penicillium diatomitis is the source of this 2583-nucleotide messenger RNA. RefSeq names its product glycosyltransferase. The transcript has 6 exons. The coding region runs from base 1 to 2583 and encodes 860 amino acids. Gene Ontology annotation, biological process: carbohydrate metabolic process. The record is from RefSeq and is a predicted model, not a curated record. NCBI's taxonomy places the organism in Eukaryota, Fungi, Ascomycota, Eurotiomycetes, Eurotiales, Aspergillaceae. Gene Ontology annotation, molecular function: hexosyltransferase activity; UDP-glycosyltransferase activity.
AUGGCGUCCGAUGCCAAUUCGGAGGUGUUCGAGCUACCGGCAGAGACGGUGGUGCUUCCAUCUCUCCCCGCCGCAGCCAUUGGACACAGUGGCGUCCAUAUGGACAAUGACGGCCGCGUGAGCAUCGACUGGGAGUCCAGCUUUGUGCGGAGAUUCUCGAAGCUGUAUAGAAGUCCAUUGCUUGGACGAUCUACAAUACCACCGCCAGGUUACUCUGAGCUGGACCCGCGCUCGGCCGACCAUCCAGUACAAAGCCCUGCAUCAUCAGCAGACUAUUCCGAUUCUGUCGUCAACCUUGAUAAAAGCUGGAAGCUCACGCUGAAUAUUGUUAUACAAGUCGUUGGAAGCCGAGGCGACGUGCAACCGUUCAUUGCCCUCGGAAAUGAACUUCAGCGAUAUGGACAUCGUGUACGACUAGCUACGCACGAUGCGUUUGAAAAUUUCGUGACGAGCUCUGGCUUGGAGUUCUAUCCGAUCGGAGGCGAUCCAGCCGACCUGAUGGCGUACAUGGUGAAGAACCCCGGCCUGAUUCCAAGUAUAGAGAGCCUGCAGGCGGGCGACAUCCAACGCAAACGCAUCAUGGUCCGCGAGAUGUUGCGCGGGUGCUGGCGAUCCUGCGUUGAUCCUGACAUGCAUACACGAGCGCCCUUUGUGGCUGAUGCGAUUAUCGCUAAUCCGCCGAGCUUUGCUUACAUCCAUUGUGCUCAGGCGUUGAGUAUUCCGGUCCAUCUGAUGUUCACGAUGCCUUGGAGCAGCACAAAAGCGUUCCCACACCCACUGGCGAACAUGAGCGGGGCCAAUGGAGACACAGGCCUGAAGAACUAUAUCUCUUACGGCGUGGUGGAUUGGCUUACAUGGCAAGGACUGGGCGACGUGAUCAACGAAUGGCGGAAACAGGACCUCGAGUUAGAUGAAGUGGCUACUUUCGAAGGCCCGCAUCUUGCGGAAAUACUCAAGAUUCCGUUUACAUACUGUUGGUCCCCAGCGCUUGUUUCCAAGCCUCUGGAUUGGCCGUCUUAUAUCGACGUUUGCGGCUUUUUCUUUCGCGAUGUCCCGGAAUAUGUCCCUCCAGCUGAUUUAGAAGCCUUCCUCGCUGCUGGUCCUCCACCGGUUUACAUUGGAUUCGGCAGUAUCGUACUGGAAAACCCGGAACAGGUAACCACUACCAUUAUCGAUGCUGUCAACGCAGUUGGCGCGCGGGCGAUUGUUUCCAAAGGCUGGGCCAACUUGAGUGGCACACAGCACCACAACAUCUACUUCAUUGGCGACUGCCCACAUGAAUGGCUGUUCCAGCGUGUGGCGGCUGCCGUACAUCACGGAGGGGCGGGCACCACGGCUUGCGGAUUGCGGUAUUCCAAGCCAACCCUUAUUGUUCCCUUUUUUGGAGACCAGCCUUUCUGGGGAGCCAUGGUCGCUGCUGCUGGUGCCGGACCUGACCCUAUCCCACACAAACAGCUCACUGCCAAUUCGCUGGCCGAUGGUAUUCGGUAUUGUCUCAGCAAACACGCAGCAGCAGCAGCCUCGAACAUUGCGCAAAAGAUGAGCUCAGAGUCGGGCGUUCAUGCCGCAGUCUCAUCUUUCCAUCGACACCUUCCCGUCGACCGCAUGCAGUGCGAUCUGUACCCGUCCCAGCCGGCCGUGUGGUCCGUGUCUGUACCCAAGAGUCGAAAAAAACUCAAGCUCUCGAAAUUUGCCGCAGAAGUUUUGGUCAAAGACCGGCUGAUCGAUCAGAAGAGUCUCAACACACAUCCCAUUAAGCCCUUUCUGAUCGAAAACCGUCGAUGGGAUCCCAUCACGGGCGGAGCGUCUGCCGUGAUGAACACCACCACUGACCUCACUGGUUCUAUCUUGGGAACAUUCUACAAACCUAUCCAGGAGUAUCAACAUCACCAGAGGGAUCAUGAGGGCCGGCGUUCAGCCAUUAUGGCAAGCAACGCAUCUGUUGAGUCCGCAUCAACUGACACUGGGACGGGAAGGGUGGCCGCGGGUGCUGGUGCCACGAGUAGCAAAACGAAGGCACAAUCCGAUCAUGGUGGAGGCAAGCUAUUUGUGAAAAUGGCCGGUGCCUCCGCUAAGAGCCUUGGCAGUUUCAUUCCCACCGCGCUCAAGGGCAUGACCGUUGAUAUCCCACUUGCGAUGACCGAAGGAUUGCGUAACAUCCCUCGAUUACACGGUGAAGAGCCCCGAGAUCUCGGCCAGAUUACAGGCAUCAAGAGUGGCUUUGCCGCUGCGGGAAAAGGGUUCAUGUGGGGUAUGACAGAGGCAGUGACCGAUAUAGUCGUCAAGCCAGUCCAAGGGAUGCGACAGGAUGGCGUCAUGGGUGCGGUUACGGGACUCGGCAAGGGCAUGUCGAAUAUGGUGUCGAAGUCUGGUUACGCCAUGUUUGGGGUCUUGAUAUAUCCGAGCGCAGGUAUUGCGAAGAGCUUGCAUACGUCGAUUCAUUCAAGGACAAGGAAGUCGAUUGUCAAGGCCAGCCGCGGUGAAGGUGAAUGGAUGCUGGAGAGCGGCCAAUUUACGGGCACUGACAGGGCCCAGGUCGUUGCUGGAUUCCACGAAAUAUCGAAGGGUAAGAAGAGACGGUGA